Suricata suricatta (meerkat) is the source of this 4941-nucleotide messenger RNA. It is a transcript of the gene CEP170B, whose product is annotated as centrosomal protein 170B. Gene Ontology annotation, molecular function: protein binding. The coding region runs from base 100 to 3339 and encodes 1079 amino acids. The record is from RefSeq and is a predicted model, not a curated record. The transcript has 14 exons. NCBI's taxonomy places the organism in Eukaryota, Metazoa, Chordata, Mammalia, Carnivora, Herpestidae.
CCCGGGUCAGAGUGUGUGCCCUGGAGCAGGGGCCCGGGGCAGGACGCCUGCUCUGACGCCUCCUUCCCCUCAGGGCCAGACGGGCCUCCCUGCGCCAAGAUGAGCGUCACGUCCUGGUUCCUGGUGAGCAGCGGGGGCACCCGCCACCGGCUCCCGCGGGAGCUCAUCUUCGUGGGGCGGGACGAGUGUGAGCUGAUGCUGCAGUCCCGCAGCGUGGACAAGCAGCAUGCCGUCAUCAACUACGACCAGGACAAGGACGAGCACUGGGUGAAGGACCUGGGCAGCCUGAACGGGACGUUUGUGAACGACGUGCGCAUCCCGGACCAGAAGUACGUCACGCUGAAGCUCCAUGAUGUCAUCCGCUUCGGCUACGAUUCCAACAUGUACGUGCUGGAGCGUGUGCAGCACCGAGUCCCCGAGGAGGCGCUUAGGCACGAGAAGUACACCAGCCAGCUGCAGGUGAGCGUCAAGGGCCUGGCACCCAGGAAGGGCGAAGCGCUGCCCCAGCACCCCCCUUACUGCGAGUCCUCGAGCCCCAGGCCACACAGCUUGCCCUUUGCUCCACAGGGCCCCACGGCGCCGGGCUCCCCCGGGGGUCAGAAGUGGGUGUCCCGCUGGGCCAGCCUGGCGGACAGUUACUCAGACCCAGGCCUGGCAGAGGAGAGCCCUGGGCGCAGAGCUGGGGAGCUCGAGGGGGCCUUGCCUGUGCGCCAGCGACGGCUACUCCCACAGCUGCCCAGCGACCGGGCAGACAGCCCUGGGGGCCUUGAGGCUGCCAGGAAGAGCGGCCCUGGGCCUCCGGAGCCGGGCAGUGAGCAGGCCAGCUGUCUCUUCGGCCAGGAGGACUUGGAGCCUGACAGCCUCAGCGAUGCCAGUGGGUCGGACGGUGGACGGGGCUCCGAGCUGGGUGGGGGACCCCGCGAGGAGAGACACAGGAGCCCCCAGGAGGGACUGGCAUGGACAAAGGGCCGACGUUCCCCAAGGGCCCCCGGGGAGCCAGCCCCCACCUCUUUCUUCAUUGGGGACCAGAACGGGGAGACGGCCUUCCCCAGGAAACCGUCUGUGGCUCCAGGGGAGGCCGAGGGCCCAGGAUGGGUGGCCCAGGCCAGCCCCCCGGCCAGGGACGGUGUCUACGUCAGCGCCAGUGGGAGGAUGGUCGUCCAGCUGCGGACUGGGCGGUCCCUGGAGCCCGAGGGCUCUGCCCCGGCCUUGGUGCGGCAGGAGAGCUUCAGCAAGGAGCCGGCCGCGGGCGCCCCGGUGCCGGGCCGGCUCCCCCACAUCCCCAGCCACCCGCUCCUGCAGGACCUGGCUGCAGCCCGGGCCUCUCGCGCGGACCUCCACUCACAGGAUACCCACCUGAUUCUGAAGGAGACGGAGACGGCCCUGGCGGCCCUGGAGGCCCGACUGCUUUCCAAGCCCACGGACGAGGCAGAGGGGGAGAUGGGCGGUGCCCCCGGGCCGCCGGACGACUCCCUGUCUGGGGACUCUGACGUGGACACAGCUAGCACUGUGAGCCUGGUCAGUGGUAAGAACGGGCCCAGCCCGACCAGCGCCCAGCCCCUGGGCCUGCAGAAGGACAAGCCACCGUCCCCGCCAGCAGCACAGGACACGGAGACUGUCUCCUUGAACGGCGCCCGGGACCGGCUGUCAGAGAAGCGUCACCCACUGGGCCCCACGGACGUGAGGCGCCUGGCAGCGCGGCGUGGCCCCGGGCCCCAGGUACCCUCGGACUGGCCUGACGAAGAACGAGGCUCGGGGCCGGCCCGCCCGCCUGGCACAGACACGGUCACCGCUGACCACGAGCCCCCUGUGGCAGCCGGGGCAGGGCGACCAGGGCCUCGCCGGAAGCCUGCGGCCCCGCCGCCGUCUCCGGCUGCCCGGGAAGAGCAGGGCCGCGGCUCCACCAGCUCCCAGAAGGCACAGCAGGUGCUGACCCGCUCCAACAGCCUGUCCACGCCCCGGCCCACGCGGGCCUCCCGGCUGAGGCGGGCCCGGCUGGGGGACGCCUCGGACACAGAGGCUGCGGAUGGGGAACGGGGACCCCCGGCCCACCCGGAGCCGGUGGCACGGCCAGCUGCUGAGCAGGCCAAGAAGCUGUCGCGUCUGGACAUCCUGGCCAUGCCCCGGAAACGGGCCGGCUCCUUCACGGGGCCCAGCGACUCGGAGGCGGCCCCCGCCCGGGCCGGCUUCUCCGGCCGCAGCGUUGAGCUGUACUGCGCUGGCCGCAAGCCCGUCAUGGCUGAGGCGCGGGCUGCUGCCAGGAAGGCCGCCAACUCCACCACGGUGCCCCGCCAGCCCUUCAGCAGGGCCCGCCCGGGCAGUGCCCGAUACUCCUCGCCUGGCACGCGCCGGCGCCAGCAGGGCUCCGACUGCACGUCCACGUCCGAGGAGGAGUACGGCUCCCCGCAGCACGCCCGCGCCCGCACCUCGGCCGCCACGCAGACCCCCAGGGCGGGCGGCUCGGUCCGGCCCCGCCCCCGGGCCCCUGGCCUUCGGGACACGGACGACGAGGAGGAGGACCCGGACCCCUACGGCUUCAUCGUGCAGACGGCCGAGAUCGCCGCGAUCGCCAGGCUGAGCCAGACGCUCGUGAAGGACGUGGCCAUCCUGGCCCGGGAGAUCCACGACGUGGCUGGGGACGGCGACUCUUUGGGCUCACCGGGGCCGGCCCGGAGCCCCUCCGUGCCCAGCACCCCCGCCUCAACCAUCUCCGCCCGCGAGGAGCUGGUGCAGCGAAUCCCUGAGGCCAGCCUCAACUUCCAGAAGGUGCCACCUGGCUCCCUGAGCUCUCGGGACUUGGACCAGAACAUGAACGACCGCUGCGAGGACCCCCUCGCCAACAAGACGCGGCCUCGGAACCGCGAGGAGGUGAUCUUUGACAACCUGAUGCUGAACCCCGUGUCCCAGCUGUCCCACGCCAUCCGAGAGAACACGGAGCACCUCGCUGAGAAGAUGAAGAUCCUCUUCCAGAACACAGGGCACGCCUGGGAGGAGCUGGAAGCCAGGAUCAACUCAGAGAACGAGGUGCCCAUCCUGAAGACGUCCAACAAGGAAAUCAGCUCCAUCCUGAAAGAGCUGAGGCGUGUACAGAAGCAGCUGGAAGUCAUCAACGCCAUCGUGGACCCCAGUGGGAACCUGGACCUGCUGACGGGAAGCCGGGGCCCCGCGGGCUCCGCCCAGCUCGGGAGAGGCCGGCCAGCUGCCCAGAGCCCAGCAUCGCCCCCCUUGGCCCUGCCUCUGAGGAGCUUCCCACAGCGGGCCAACUGCGGGCCCCCCGGCCUCCCGGACCCCGCCUUCCUCCCGGACUUCCUCCCCGAUGCGGAGAGGUUCCUGAUCUAGGCGGUGGGGCCGCAGUGGUGCCCCUGUUCCUGGCACCUCAGCUCCCUUCCGCCACCGCGGCCCUUCCCGGCUGUGGACGGUUCGCACAGAGACCCCCACACGUGCCAUAACCCCUGGGCAGGGGCCCCAGUGCCCAGCCCCUCCCCAGCUCCCAGCAGCACCCCGGCUGGCCUGGCCCAGCUCCCGCUGUGGCCCCUGCCGAGGGGCUGUGUCACAGGUGUGUGCCCUGCCUCCUCUCCACGCUGUUCUUUGUGUCUUAGCUUUUGAGGGAAGAGUCGUCUGUGCCGUCCCAGCAGCUCCCUGGGCCCGGAAGGCCCCCCCAGCCUCUUGGCGCCGGGAGGCCCGUGCACUUACCUGUCCCAUCCAUGUGCCAGCCGGGGAUCAGGGGAUCAGUCAGUGCCAAACAUGGAGCUGGGAAGGGCCAGCUGCACCCAAGGGCUGGAGGGCAGCGUGCACCCAGCCGGGGCCCAUGCGACCAGCCCUGUGGCCCAGUGCCCCGGGGCGGGGAUGUGGCCCGCAGAGACGUUUGGGGCAGGAACCCCACUUCUUUGGUGCCAACGCAACUGCCAAACCCACUGAGUGUGCUGGCUGCUGCCACACGGGCCAUGCAUACGGGCACACGCACAUGCCAGGUGCGCACCCACGCUCCUACCUAGCCCAGGCCCGUGUCUACACUGCAGGGCCAGUGGGUCUCAGCUGGGGACCCUGGCUGCACUGGGCUUCCUGCAGUUCUAGGCUGGGGGGGAGGGGUGAGCACUGGACCCAAGUGGCUGGAAACCAGGCUUCCAGAGCCUCCCUGGGUGCACGCCUCCCCCACCCUCACUCCCGCCCUCCCUCACGUGUCGGGCAUUACCUUCUACACCUAGGCUGCUGCGCUCUGGUCCCGGGGCGCAGGGCUGGGGCGGGGCGAGCAGGGAGAGACCCGCAGGGACAGUUUGCCUUCUCAGGGUUCUUUCAGCUGGGAACACGCCGGGGGGAGGAGGGGCUGUUUCUGGAGCCUCUAAGCCAAAGAGCCCGCGGGUGGUGGCAGGUGGGGGGCGGGGCCGGCCCACCCCGGCCACCGUGGCUCGGGGUCGCUGUGCACCCUGCCUGGCACCUGUGUGAGUGGCGAUUGCAGGACGGAGCCCGGCGGCUAGCGGCGUGAGUCCGGGCCCCACGGGUGACGCGUGUGUCGGUGUUUACAUUUAGCUGAUGUGGACUCGUGCGUGAGUCCUGUUCCCGCCCCCCAUGUUUCUGUGUGAGUGGUGGGGGCUCCCCGCCAGGACCCCGUCCCUGGAGCCUGCUGGCCCGCGUGGAGGAGGUGCUGGCCCUCCGUCCCCUGCAUGCCCCGCAGUCGCCCCCAGCCCGUCCCGUGGAAGCAGACAGCGUGUUCUCCAUCCACAGCCCCCUCAGCGACCGCUGUAUGCUUUUUUUUUUAUUCACAAAUCCCUGUUCCUCCCGCUCCAGCCUUUGACUUGGGAUCAGUAACUUAUUUGUCGGGCUUCUCGGAGGUACUUCUGUCUGUCUGUCCUCAGGUGGUCUUAUGGAUGUCUUUCAGAAAACGAUUAUUUUAUAUGAGUUGUCAUGGAAUUUGUUCUAAUAAAUCAUUCUAUCACAUGGCAA